AUGGACCUCGAAGACCCGAAUGAAAUUGGCAAGUUUAUCUUCGGAAUUCUUGCAUCAGGUCUUGAGCUCAUUCCCGGAUAUGGCGACGCCCUAGCCGCUGUUCUCAACCUCUUCUCUUCCCUCAUCUUCCAGCCAAAAUCGGCCGCAGACAUUUGGGAGAAGUUAUUCAGACGCAUCGAACAGAUGAUCGAUUCCAAGAUAGAGGAGUAUCAUUUGGAGACUCUCAAAGAAAAGUUGGCAGGCCUUGACACCGCCAUUGGUGAUUUCUCUACCAUGGUCAAGAAGCAUGAUGAGGGUAAAGACGUAACCACUUUGCUUCUCGGGUCCUUUGCAUCGCUGCAUCAGACGAUGAUUAUUUCCAUGAGCGAGUUUACAUCUCCCAAAUACGGUGUGGCGUCGCUGCCAUGGUUCGCUCUCGCAGCGACAAUGCACCUCAAGCUAUUGGGCGACGGCAUCCAGCAUGGUCAAAAAUGGGGCUUUUCUGCUGACGAAGUCGAGAUUCUACAGGAGACUUUUGAUAAGCUCACGACAGAAACUGCGGCCGUCUCACAUGCGGAAAUUGCGUCGCGUCACAAGCUAUUUCUAGAGAAUCUCAUGCUAGACGACUCCAAAAUGACUGUGCACACGUACCUUUCUGCGAUGGAUGAUGUGACUCAUGCGAUUCCUGCCAUUGAAAGCUCGAGCUAUGUCACAUACGCCAAGGCGACUUACCAGGCAGGACGUGUCAAUGUUAGGCCCGAAUGGGAGGGCUUAUCACGCUACGACACUGGAGCCGACACAGGUGCCAAUUUCAGGGCCAAGAUGCAGUACGAUGCGGAUAUGACUAUCCACGUCCUUAACUACGCCGACUUUUGGCCUUACCUGACAGGAAAGCCUCUUACGGAGGAAGCUCUGACAAAUCUAGACCGCGAGAUCUUUGCGGGUCGCGGCCGCUAUGAACCUUGGGGGAGCGGGCCCUUUCCCCCAGUCAAACGGGGAAAGAAUGAGCAGAUCACAGCUGUUUACGUAGGCGGGAUCACCAAUGUUGAGCUCCUGCAGAUCAAGUACGGUGAUACCUGGGGAGCGGCGUAUGGAUCUACCGCGGUAGAUCCAGCCAGCACAACAAACUUGGACACCAAGGCAGGAGAGUAUCUCUAUUGGCUCGAUGUUUGGUUCGGCCAGAAGCUGGGUUGCGCCCAGUUUUGGUUGAACAAUGGAAAGAAACUCCGAGAGGUGGGAAGGAGUGGAAACACUAAGGGGGAGUUAUGGUUCGCGGAUCACCAGGUCACUAGUGUUUACGGGGUCAACUACGAAAUCCAUCCACCAUCAGGUUUGGAGGGCAUCAUUGUUGGAUUCAGGCCGCUCUUUUUGAAAUGGGAUGAAGAUUGA
This is a messenger RNA of Fusarium fujikuroi IMI 58289, 1368 nucleotides long. RefSeq lists its product as uncharacterized. Gene Ontology annotation, biological process: symbiont-mediated killing of host cell. Gene Ontology annotation, molecular function: toxin activity. Bases 1 to 1368 code for a protein of 455 amino acids. The transcript has 2 exons. NCBI's taxonomy places the organism in Eukaryota, Fungi, Ascomycota, Sordariomycetes, Hypocreales, Nectriaceae. The record is from RefSeq and is a predicted model, not a curated record.